Molecule: messenger RNA, 555 nt
Organism: Penicillium riverlandense
Lineage: Eukaryota; Fungi; Ascomycota; Eurotiomycetes; Eurotiales; Aspergillaceae
Exons: 1
Coding region: 1-555 (184 amino acids)
Molecular function (GO): acyltransferase activity, transferring groups other than amino-acyl groups
Source: RefSeq, a predicted model, not a curated record
AUGUCGUUGCCCGCCGAACCUCGAUCCUGGUAUAGGAAGGGGUUUAUCGUGUCCACAGACAAGAAACUCCUAUCCAUCCCGGCCAUCAACCACGCGUUCGACCAGAAGUUUAUGUACUGGGUUCGGCCAGUCCCGGAUGAUAUACUCCAGAAAAUUGUCGAUAAUUCAUUCUGCUUUGGUCUAUACGAACUUGUCGACGGUAAAGAUAGCCUCAGUGAGUCAAAUUACUACGCAAGCGAAGCCUGCACUACGUUGCAAACGGAGGACCUCACGCAGGUUGGGUUCGCUCGCCUAGUCACCGACAACAUCACCUUUGCAUAUUUCACGGACCUCUACGUCCUUCCAAAAUAUCAGGGUCUUGGCUUGGGAGGUUGGAUUAUUGAUUGCAUCGAAGAAUUAUUGAAGGACUUGCCGUACUUGCGGUGGGUUAUACUCAGGACUUCCUUAGAGAAGAGCCAGCAGUCUUAUGAGAAGAGACUUGGGAUGGCUGUUCUCAAAUCUGGCGAUAUCAGCGAAGGGCCGGUUAUGAUGGGGAGAAAGGGAAAGGCGGGUUAG